CAGCGCUGCAGUCGGCGGGGUUGCGUUGCUCGGAAGGGAGCGGGAUGAGACGGGCGGACGUGGCGGCUGUGGCAGCGGAGGAGCAGCAGACGGCGAGGCGGUCCCCAAGGCUGGCAAGCGGCGGCUGCUGCGUUGCGCCUGGGAGCUUGCGGUCACUCACGCGCUGUCGCACCCCAACAUCGUUCAGGCUUAUGCGGUGUUCACGGACGUGGCUAUCGUACGCGCGGCGGAGGGGCGCGGUGCCCCUCACGGCGCCCACCCCUCAGGCGCCCACCCCCCGCCCGCGUCCACCGCAUCACCCUCGCCCGCCCAGCACCUGCGACUGGUGCACGCGGACGAUCCGGUGAUGCGGGGAGCUAGCCAUAGUGUUCCGCUGUACAGCGCCCUGUGCCUGGAGUACUGCGACGCCGGCACGCUGCUGUCAGCGGCCAAGGAGGGCGCCUUCCGCCUGAGACCCCCCGCCACAGCCGCGGGGGCCGGCGCUACUAGCACCCGUCAUGCGGACGGCAGCGGCUGGCCCACACCCAUCCCCGCUGCUGUUACUGCUGCUGCUACCAGCACCGCACCUUCCUCCUCCGCCCCCUCCGGCUCCACCUCCGCCCCCGCCCCCGGCUCCUCCCCGCUGGUGCACCUGUACCUGAGCCUGCUGGAGGUGGCGCUGGCGCUGCGGCACCUGCAUUCGCGCAGGCUGGUGCACGGAGACCUGAAGCCCGCCAACGUGCUGCUCCAGAGCAGCAGUCGGGACCCCAGGGGCUGG
Molecule: messenger RNA, 757 nt
Organism: Astrephomene gubernaculifera
Lineage: Eukaryota; Viridiplantae; Chlorophyta; Chlorophyceae; Chlamydomonadales; Astrephomenaceae
Source: the annotation of a GenBank genome assembly